This is a messenger RNA of Closterium sp. NIES-65, 4440 nucleotides long. Lineage: Eukaryota; Viridiplantae; Streptophyta; Zygnematophyceae; Desmidiales; Closteriaceae. The record is from the annotation of a GenBank genome assembly.
AUGGACGUGCUCUUCCCUUUAGAGUCCGCGCUCGGUCCUUCCGACGAUGCUUUGCUCUCGCCCCCUCCUCCUUCCGCCGCCGGCUCGACUUUCUCUCCAACGGCUAUCGCCGCAGCGUGGAAAUCCGUACACGAUGCCGCGGCUGGUGCGGCGGAUUUCGACGCGGAUUCAGCUGCGUCGCCGGAUUCCCCGUUGACGCAUGACCAACUCGUCGCCCUGCGCCCGCAUUUGACGCUCCUGCGGCGGCUGCGCUUCAUCCUCGCGGCUCGGGAUGCCCAAGCCGCGUCUCUGGUCGCGCUGCUAAGACGUCUCGAUGCGCGAAAAGCGGUGAAUGUGGACGUAUUCGCCUCUGAAGAAGCAGGAGCACCAGGAAUCGCGGCGGAGAUCGCGGCGAGCUGCCUGCUGGUUGUGGGGGCGUGGAUCAGGAAGGUGCGGCAGCAGUCCGCUGCGGUUAAGAGGCAGGGGGGCGGUCAAGGCAGCACGGUUGCUGGAGGAGAGACAGGAGAGAAAGGAGAGAGAGGUAGGGGGGUGGGUGGGCUUCAUGGUGUCACUGGCGCGCAGUGGCGGGUGAUCAGUGGCAGUAUCGACGCGGCUCGUGCGGUCAUUGGCAGAGGCCAUGGCGCGUGCGACCCUGGGGAUUGUCGUGGGCUCGGUGGCGGGGAUGGAGUGGAUGUGACAGCAGUGGGAGGGUGCGUGUCAGCUGCUGUGUACCUCCUUGAACCGCCGUCCAUGUCCUUCCCUGCGCUGCUCUCGUCCCUCCUCUGCCUCUGGCCUCUGGCAUACAAGCCUGCACCGCUGCAAUCCACAGGAGUCACUUUAGCAGCAGGAGGAGACGCCACACUAGGAGACGUCACAGCAGCAACAGCAGCAGCAGCGGUGCUAGUGGGACCGGAUGUGCCCCUGUGGUCAGCAGUGGUGCGAUGCCUUGAGUUCAUCACUGCUCGCACUGCCGUGCUGCUCCCACCCGCACAAACAGCCUCUCUCCUCCUCUCCCUACACUCUGUACUUGCCUCAGCCCUGCCCUCCCCCACCCAUCCAUCCUUUCCCGUGCCUCUCACCCCCCUGAGUGCGCCAGUGGCAGUGCUGUGUGUGAGCGGUAUCCUGAGGGGUCUGUAUGCCGCGCGCUAUCACCACCUCUCGGAGCAGAGAAGAGUGGCGGCAGGUGGGGUGACGGAAAAGACGGAGGGUCGGGGGGGCGAAGGGGUGUCUCCUGCGGGACUUCCUCAUGACCUGUGUUGGACCAAGGCACCCCUUCUUGCUGCUGCUGCUGCUGUUGUUGCGACGGAUGAUGGAGAGAGGAGCAACAGUGGCAGUAAUAGCAGGGAGCAGCGGCAGUGGGCAGCUCUUGUGUUCCUGAGAGCAGUAGCAUUCUCCCUGAGCCAGGUCAUGGCAGGGGGCAGGACCGGCCUCAUGACUGUGUGUGUCUCGAGGGGGACUGGGGCUGCCACGGAUGGUGCAGCACUAGAGUGCAUGGCCGCUGCUGUGCUGUGUGACAGUCUACAGCUCGGCCCGUGGCAUGCUGGCGCUGCUUCCCUUGCGCUGCACACACAUGCAGAUGCAGAGACCCAUGCAGUAGCACAAACACAUCCGGCAGUGCAGGUCGCACAGGCAGCACACGCACCAGUAUACGCUGAAACACAGACACAACCCCAAGCACCACAAGGGGUUUCAGAGGGGUUGGAGACGGUGAAGUUUCUCAAUGGGUUGGAAGCGGUGGAAGGGUAUACCCUAGCAGCGAGCAGGCAGGUGGUGGCAGCGCUGCCGCUGUGGGUGGAAGGGCCUUGGAUGCAGCAGGCAGGGGCGAUGGCGCGCUGUGUGUGUGACCUGGUGGAGGGCUCUCACGGCCUGGCAGCGCUGCACACUGCUGCUAUCAACGCCAUGGAACCCGUUGUUGCUGCUGGUGAUGUUGGGAGAGGAGCAGGAGAGACAGGAGCAGGAGGAAGAGGAGGAGGAAAGGAGAAAGGGUUGAAGGCAGCAGCAGGGUCUGGAAGCAAAGGAGGGCGUAGGCGUUCUGCAAGUCCUGCAAUUUCUGCCAAAUCUCUCGCACCCUUCCCGGCCCCUCCUCCUCCUCUUCCUCCUGUCGUUCCCAUAUCCCACCGCGCAUCGCUCGUGUCCCUCGCACACACCUUCACCCGCUUCUCCCUCUCCCUCAACUGCUCCCAUCGCAUGUUUACUGCGUCCCUGCACACUCUUGCCACCACUUCAGCAGAAGCAGCAGCAGCCGGCACUAAGGCUGGCGCUGCUGCUGCUAUAUCGGGAGCGAAUGGAGUUGGGAGUAAUGUCCGCGAUCGAAGAAGCAGCAUCAAGCCCAGCCAUGCGUCCAACCUUGCAUUGCUGCAGAGAGCAGGAGAGGCAGCAACAAUGGUGAGGGCUGGUGCGUUUGCGGCCACAUGUGUUGUACUGACUAGCAUCAGCAACACUGUGGCUGCUCUUGCUGCAAAGGAGGAGGAGGACGGAGAGGAGGAGGACGAGUCACUCACAGAUGCGAGACUGGCAAGUACGGCUGCAGCAGCGCCUGCAGCGACGCCUGCAUCAGCAUCAGUCAAGGCAGAAGCUACAGCGUCUGCUGCAGAAAUGAGAGUAGGCGACAGGGUGUGUGACACUGCUGAUGAAGGGAACGAGGUCGCGGGGAGGAACGGGGAGGAUGGAGAAAGGGAUUGGAAUGGCAGAAGCGGGGUGGAGGGCGGAGUUGAUUCGGCAAGGAAAAUGGAAAGGGUGGCAUGGGCAUGGAGGGACUUGCAGGGCAGAGUGGCAGUGGAGGCGUUGACUAGCUUGGCCUGGCUUGACUUCUCACGAAUCAACGUCGGUCAACUCUUUCCGAACCUCGUUGCAGCGAGUGUGGACUCGGUUAAAGGGGGGGAGGGGGGAGGCACGAGGAGAAGUGGAGGUGGUGGGAUGGGCUCCGUGCUGCCAGUGCUUGCGUCUGUGACCCCUCCCUCGCGCGCAUACCACUGGCAGCACGACCCUGCUGCCUCCUCUGCGCUGCUCUUCCUCUUCCGGGCUCUGCCCGCUGCCCUGCCGCGCCUGCCCCUGCGCCUCUUCCUCCACCACCUGGCACCACUCAUCGUCAUAACGUAUCUCGCACGCACGUACGUGCUGUGCUCUCUAUCUCCCCACAUGUACCUCAGUGUGGGCGUCAUGUACCUCAGUGUGGGCGUCAUGUACCUCAGAGUGGGCGUCAUGUACCUCAGUGUGGGCGUCAUGUACCUCAGUGUGGGCGUCAUGUACCUCUCUGUCACCCAUCCGCCUCGCCCCCCCUGCUCCUUGUCGAUUCACAACCCUACUGUCUGCCCUACCUCCGUGACCGUCCCCAUUCUCCGCCCAUCCCCCUCCUCCAGGCACCUGUCCCAUCCGCAGCCGAAUCUGUGCUCUGCCGCACACACUCUCCUCGCCUCCUUCCUCUCCCUCCACACUGACUCCCUUCUCCUCCUCGCUUACCCGCCUUCUUGCCCUCCUCAACCUCCCCGCUCCGCACCUGCCUUUCCUUCGUCCAUGCUCUCUGCUCUUCCUUCUCUCCGCUUCCGUACCAAAGCACCCCGCACUUCUUCUCGUCGCACCAGCACAGCCAGUACUGGGCCGAGAAGCAGCGCAGCUGGUGGUGCGAGCGAGAGUGUUGAGACGUCUGCAAGCAGCAGCACAGGUACAUUGCGUGGUGCGGAGCAAGGGGAGAGUGGCAAUGCGGGGGGCAGUGGCGCUGACGGCAGGGAAGGGGGCGCAGAGCAACAGCAGCAGAAUCAGCAGCAGCGACUGAAUCAGCAGCAGCAGCAGCAGCAGCAGCAGCAGGAAGAGGAAUCGAAGCGGGUGUUGGAAGAGAUAGAAGGAGUGGCACUUGCGUAUGUGGAAGAGUCAGUCAAGUGCUUCCCUGCCGUCACGCCCUUCGAUGCCUUUCGCCAAGGCCUUGGGUCCAUUGCUCGCUGCCUUCCCCCCGGCCGCCCGGCCACUGUGCUGUGCUUCCGCCUCAUGUCCCGCCGCGUGCUCUGCCUCGUCUCUGCUGCUGCUGCUGCAGAGGGCAGGGAGGGGAGCAAGGGCAACAGGGUGGGUGGAAUAAUGGCAGAGAGAGCAGGGAGUAAUGGGGAUGAGAGACAAGGCAUGGGUGAGAAGCUGAGGCAGGAACAGAUGGGGAUGGGGAACAAGCAGGGUGGGUCUGAAUGGGAGGCCGCACACGGUGAGGCGGCGGCAGCAGGUGUGAGCGACAAGCCGGAGAAGAGGGGUGCAGAUGGUGAGAGUGAGGUGCAAGCAGGCGACGCUGGUGGAUGGCGCCAGUUGCUGCAGCUGCUGCUUCAUCUCAUCCCGAUAGUGGAUGUGCAGGUUCUCCCUUUGCUGCUGCAAGAGGUGGCAUCAACCCUGGUGGCUAUCCGCCCUGUACCGCCCAUGCUUGUGGCCUUCUUCCAGACGCUCUCCUUCAUGUGCAACCAUACUGGCACUAAAUCCAAGCUGUAG